CACUCAUUUCUUGUGUAGUAAACAAAACAGUCCUUCAACAAAAGCCAUGCAGAAGACGUUCACCAAAAAAUCCAAAAAUCACAAGCACAAUGGUCAAAAUACGAUGGAAAAUCAAACAAAUACCUCUAGCAAUAUUCAAAAAAUUCCUAGACAAAUGUCAGUAUGUGAAAACUUGUUUACGGUCGCUCACAUAUAAUCAUCAUAUGAGCCAGGAUUAUGCAUCGGACGUAGCGCUCGAACCAAUUAUAUGGAUUGUAGAUAAUUUUGCUGGAUUUCUAGGACCGUUUUUCGUUGUUGCGGUUGCAGUUUUAACAUCGACUGUUGUGGUUUUUGCACAUUUAGUUGGUUUGCCGUAUUGGUGGGAAAAAAGUCCAGCCAUGACAAUAUUUCUAAUUACUUUCGGCUAUUGGUUGCUAAUGAACGUAACAUUCCAUUAUAUUAUGGCUGUGUUUACACCACCCGGUGGUCCGCCCGAUAAAGAACUCUACGACGCAGUUAGUAUAUGUAAAAAAUGCUUAACGCCAAAACCUGCUCGAACACAUCACUGUUCAAUUUGCAACAAAUGUAUAUUGAAGAUGGAUCAUCACUGCCCCUGGUUAAACAAUUGCGUCGGUUUCGCGAAUCAUCGAUAUUUCUUCAUGUAUAUGCUGUACACUGUCAUUGGGUCCAUGUUUCUUAUUGUUUUUGGCAUUGAAAUUGCUUACAAUGUUUUGUGGUUGGCCGACGAUGGCGAAUGGACAGAAACGGAACCGCUCGAAGGUCAUCCAAUCACUUAUAAUCUUACUGGACACAUUGUUCCAAUUAGUGAAAUGAAUGAGUACCGUGACAAUACCAUCGAACCAACUGAUGGAACGAUUGUACAAAGUGAAGCAGAACUUUAUCGUGUGUUCAUACGUCGUUCACUUACAUUUAUGGCAUUUAUCAAUGUUGCUGUUGUGAUUGCAUUAGGAUUAUUAACAAUGUGGCAUGCCAAGCUUAUUUAUCACGGUGAAACGAGUAUAGAAGCGCACAUAAAUGCUAAAGAAACAAAAAGAUUAGCGGCAAGAGGAAGAACUUAUCGAAAUCCAUAUGACUUUGGACCAAAGAAAAACUUUCAGAUUUUUUUGGGCUUAGUUAAUGGCAGAUCGUUCUGGAGACACUUUCUGUUCCCAUCGACACACAAACCCGAAGAAGACGGAACAGUUUUCGAGACAAUUAACAGUGUGCCAACAUCAAACAAUUGGCCGUAGCAGUGGAUUCCACUUUUUUUGAUUUUCCAAAAUUUAACUUAUUUAAAUAAAAAAAAAACACAAUUAGCUAAUGUUUCAACGAAAGUGCUAAUAUUUCAAUAUUUAUUGCAAUGCAUGUUUUAUGUUUUAAACAAUCUAUUAUUGAUAACACUUCAAUAUUUUUCGAAAUAAACCAAAAAGCUACACUAUUAAAA
Molecule: messenger RNA, 1423 nt
Organism: Contarinia nasturtii (swede midge)
Lineage: Eukaryota; Metazoa; Arthropoda; Insecta; Diptera; Cecidomyiidae
Product: palmitoyltransferase ZDHHC16
Exons: 8
Coding region: 90-1229 (379 amino acids)
Biological process (GO): protein palmitoylation
Cellular component (GO): Golgi apparatus
Molecular function (GO): palmitoyltransferase activity
Source: RefSeq, a predicted model, not a curated record